AUGUCAUCUUCUCACGGCCAGUCUCUGUGGAAGCCGGUGGUCACCUUCACCGUCCUAUUGCCCCCCAUUGAGCAAUACUCGAUGGCAGAGAAGGGCAGUGAAGGAGGCUACUGGGCUCUCCACGAUCCCAACACUUAUGCCAGCUGCAAGAAUCAGCAAGAGCGACAGGAAGCCGAGCAGUGCCUGGCUUGUGGCAACCCUUCCACCCGGAAGUACCGCUGCCACUGCAAGGCGGCCAGGUACUGCUCUGCCCAGUGCCUCGAGGCUGACGACCUCCAUGAGCGGCUCUGUGUGGGCCGUCAAGAUGCCAAGACCAAGCCUGCCUUCAGCCUUCCCUUGGAGAGUCGACCAUCUAACAACCACUUUCUCGCUGCGUUGCUUCCUGUAGAUGGAUCCAACCCUAAGCCCAUCUGGAUCUCCCUUCAGAUGGAUCGCAAGACUGGCAAGAUGCGUUUUGCUACCGACGAGAUCACCAUUGCGAAGGCGGCUGCCAAGUCCAACGAUAGCUCCGACCCUGACAUCAUUCACGUCGGUCUGAACUCGAUCGCGACUCCCAUCCAGAAGAGCCUACUUCACGGAGUUGACGCCAUUAAGUUCGGUUCGUACAAGGAUACUUCUCCCGGUAACCUCAAUAGCUGCAUCCAGAGCUUUGGCAAGCCUGGCUUCCUGGCCUGUUACUUCGGCGCUGUGGUUGUCUGGGCAUACGAUCUCGAGUCCAACGGAGCCUUCAAGUCACCCCGCGACUUGGGCGUGCGCGACCUUCGCCACGCUCUGGACUGUCACGUUCUCAAUUCGGUAAACCCGGCUGUCUCUCAGCCCAGUCGAUUCAUCCUUGAGGGCGGUGUCAUCCCGGCUCUCAAGAUCAACGAUCUCUCGGAUCGUUGGUUGGAGGCUCUGGGCGUCACCCGCCAAAUCGAGAAGGUCCACGUCCCUGCUUCACACCAGUAUUUUGAAGCCUUCCCCAUCGGAAAGCUUUUCCACCUUGGUCUUCGUUGGUAUGUCCGAACUGGAGUCCCCAUCGCGAUUGCUCCAACAGGGGAGCUCCAUGAGAACCAUGAGGAGAUCCUCAACCACUUUCGUCAAACCGUCCUUCUGGUUUGCGGAAAGCAGAUCGAGCCCGCCCAUCUCACUGCCGUCAUUGAAUACUUCAAGCUCGCCAGCGCCUCGGGAACCCCCACAACCGAGAAGGCGUUCCGCGCGUAUUGGGACUACUUCAAGAAGAACGAAGUGAUCAAAGGCCACCCGAUGGCUGGAAUCCCUUCGCCUUAUGACCUUGAGAAUGGCCAUAGCCAUGAUCCCAACUCCGCGGGUCUUGUAACUUUGCUCCAAGGUUACAAGUCCUACGAGGACUUUGUUGGGCAGGCCCCAGUCGCCAAUGAACACGUUGACGGUGGUCUCAACGCCCCGAAGGGCGAGGUCUCAGUAGCCAGUUCGACACAAGGCAUCGAGCAGGCACUUGGCUUCCCGGCCGAGCGAAAUUAG
Molecule: messenger RNA, 1482 nt
Organism: Colletotrichum lupini
Lineage: Eukaryota; Fungi; Ascomycota; Sordariomycetes; Glomerellales; Glomerellaceae
Exons: 2
Coding region: 1-1482 (493 amino acids)
Source: RefSeq, a predicted model, not a curated record